This is a messenger RNA of Soboliphyme baturini, 1815 nucleotides long. Lineage: Eukaryota; Metazoa; Nematoda; Enoplea; Dioctophymatida; Soboliphymatidae. The record is from the annotation of a GenBank genome assembly.
AUGACGGAUGAGCGUUGGGAGCGGUUCGUAAGUGGAUUGAAGAGUCGGUUAAUAACCAAUCCGACGAAGCGGCCUUCGACCGUUCGCGUGGAUCAGAUUGAUCGUAGGGCGACGGACCCAAGUGCCAGCGUUGACGGUUAUCCGGUAAUUGUUCACUUCGGAAUGCGCCCAGCGGUGCUCACGUAUACUGGAAAUCCAGAGUACCAAAAGGCGUGGAAGCAGUACGUAAAAUUCAGACAUCUGCUGAUGAUGAAACCAAAGCUAUCAACUGACGACAAGGCGAAACUGGCACUAAAAGAGCUUCAUCUUCAACGGCUCAGAGCUAAAGCGAGUCUAAAGCGAGAUGUUACGAUCGAAUUCUCCUCAAAGUCUUUCUAUAUGACCGGUAUUUCUUCUGACAUGGUUCAACACGGAUUAAUGCUGUUGGCUCUGUUCUGUCAUAUCAGAUUUCAUUGGUCCCUGAGAACUUUCGAGCAACGGAUCGGCUAUUCCUUCAAAUCCAAGCGGCUAUUAGAGCUUGCAUUUACACAUCCUUCGUACCGGUCAAAUUACGGUACAAAUCCGGAUCAUGCCAGAAACGCUCUCAGUAGUUGCGGAUUUCGUCAGCCCACCUACGGCAACAAGCGCGUUCAGCAGUGGUAUACAAAAAAGCGCGGCAUUAACACUCUGAUUGACAUCAUGUCUCGAUUGGGAUCCAAGAAAGUGAAGCAAUCUCAAGUGUCGAAUAACGAGCGGCUUGAGUUUUUGGGCGACGCCGUAGUCGAAUUUCUUUCCACAGUGCAUCUGUUCUUCAUGUUUCCGAAUCUUGAGGAAGGCGGACUUGCCACAUAUCGUUCAUCCUUGGUGCAGAACAAACAUCUUUCCGUGCUGGCAAAAAAGUUAUGUUUGGAUCAGUUUAUGCUCUAUGCCCAUGGUCCAGACUUGUGUCAUGAGUCGGACAUGAAACACGCAAUGGCGAACGCUUUUGAGGCCGUGAUGGGGGCGCUGUUCCUAGAUGGGGGCAUCGACGUAGUCGACCGGAUUUAUGGCGAGACGUUGUUUAGUGUUAAAGACGAGCCGGAAAUGCACUAUGUCUGGUUCCAUUUGCCUAAGCAUCAGCUUCAGGAACAAGAGCCAGGUGGCGAUCGUCACUGGAUCGACAAGGUGGACGUGCUGAAACUGCUGACCGAGUUUGAGAAGCAAACCGGAAUUUAUUUCACUCACAUCCGGCUAUUGGCCAGAGCACUGACGAGGAAAAGUGUUGGCUACAAUUUUCUAACUCUUGGCCAUAAUCAACGUCUCGAAUUUCUUGGAGAUACUGUUCUGCAGCUGGUUACAUCAGAGUACCUUUACAAGCAUUUCCCUGAUCAUCACGAAGGUCAUCUUUCGUUACUGCGGAGUUGUCUGGUCAAUAAUAAAACGCAGUCAGUAAUCUGUGACGAUUUGGGCCUAGCGAAAUACAUUAUUCAUCCUCCGAUAUUUCUCAAAACAGGAACGCAAGAUCUACGUAUGAAAGACAAAGCUGACUUGGUCGAAGCAUUUUUGGGUUCACUUUACGUUGAUAAAGGACUUGAAUGGUGUAAAGUGUUUUGCAAAGUUUGUUUUUAUCCUCGCCUAAAGUACUUUAUCAUAUCGCAAAAGUGGAAUGACCCAAAAUCUCAGCUCCAGCAGUGUUGCCUUACUCUACGAAACCCUGAUGGCGGAGAACCUGAUAUUCCUCAGUAUAAAGUGGUCAGAGUGGAAGGUCCGACAAAUACGCGAAUGUACCGUGUUGCAGUGUACUUCAGGGGAAAACGUUUGGCGAAAGGUAUCAGUAACCAUCCAUUUUAUUCGUAA